Messenger RNA from Tinamus guttatus (white-throated tinamou), 1442 nucleotides. The record is from RefSeq and is a predicted model, not a curated record. NCBI's taxonomy places the organism in Eukaryota, Metazoa, Chordata, Aves, Tinamiformes, Tinamidae.
AUGCCAUACCAAGCGCAGAUCAGAUUCGCAUCACAACCUCUCUGAAGAGCCAAAGAGGUUCCGUAUGGACAAAGAACAAAUCAAUAUUUGAGUUCUGGGAAAUUGAGGUGACAUUUCGAGUUACAGGAAGAGGCCGCAUUGGAGCUGAUGGACUGGCAAUUUGGUUUACAGAAGAACAAGGUUUGGAAGGUCCUGUUUUUGGGGCAGCUGAUCAGUGGAAUGGAAUUGGAAUCUUCUUUGAUUCUUUUGACAACGAUGGAAAGAAAAACAAUCCUGGUGUGAUUCUUGUAGGCAACAAUGGAAAACUUCUGUAUGACCAUCAGAAUGAUGGUUCCACACAAGCACUGGCAUCCUGUCAGAGGGACUUUCGUAACAAGCCCUAUCCUGUUAGAGCAAAGAUUACAUACUACCAAAAAACCUUGACUGUGUUCAUUAACAAUGGCUUUACUCCAGAUAAAGAAGACUAUGAAUUUUGUGCAAAAGUAGAAGAUAUGAUAUUGCCAUCACAAGGAUAUUUUGGAAUAUCUGCAGCCACAGGGGGACUUGCAGAUGAUCAUGAUGUUCUUUCUUUCCUGACCUUCCAGCUGACUGAACCUGGCAAAGAAGUGCCGGCACCGGAUGCAGAAAUUCCUCAAAAAGAUAAGGAGAAGUAUCAAGAAGAGUUUGAACACUUUCAGCAAGAAUUGGAUAAAAAGAAAGAGGAAUUUCAAAAGGAACAUCCUGAUGUGCAAGGACAGCCAGCGGAUGAUCUUUUUGAAACUGUGAGUGAUCGUGAACUGAGGCAAAUCUUUGAGGGACAGAAUCGGAUUCAUCUUGAAAUCAAACAGCUUAAUAGGCAGUUGGAUAUGAUUCUGGAUGAGCAGAGGAGAUACGUCUCUGCCGUGACAGAGGAGUUUACCAGAAGAGGAGCUGGUGUUUCAGAUCAACAAGGACAGAUUUCUCAGCAAGAGAUCGAUCAGCUUGUAAAAACUCAAGAAGAGCUCAUUAGACAAGUGAAUGAAAUGAGAAAUUCUGUGUCCGAGACACUGAGUUUGGUCAGUGUACCUCAACAUCCUGGCUCUGCUGCAGGAGUCUAUGAAACAACUCAGCACUUCAACGACAUCAAAGAACAUCUUCACGUAGUAAAGAGGGACAUUGAGCAUUUAGUGCAACGAAAUAUGCCAUCGAAUGAGAAACCAAAGUGUCCUGAAUUGCCACCAUUUCCAUCAUGUUUGUCUACAACACACUUCUUCAUAUUUGUAGCAGUGCAAACAGUAUUAUUCAUUGGCUAUAUCAUGUAUAGGAGUCAACAAGAAGCAGCAGCCAAAAAGUUCUUUUGAUGACUUGUUCCUUUUGUGUGUACAUAUCAGAAGUAUGUAUGCACAGAAAAUUAUACAAUUCUGUAAAUGAGGGAAAUUUUAGUGUUUGGUAUACUUCAAUAUUGUAAAUUAUUGCGUUUUUUU